AUGGCCAUGGAGGGAACCAGCAAAGAGCCGGACAACACGGAUGACGCCCCCAUUCAGAGACCCGUGUCCUCCCUGCUCUCCCACUUCGAAAAUCUUGCUCACCGCAGAUCCCCCUCCACCCUGGCUCCCAGCCCACGCGACUCCGCAACCCAGUGUCUGAGAACCCCCGAUCCCACCGACCAGCCCCGGUCUUCCAGUCGAGCUUCGUUGGACCUGCCCCGCCCACACUCCCCAUGGAGCUCGGCGGGCGAAGACAGACACAGCCGUCGCUAUGAGCAUACCAACGGCGCCCACUCCCGUGCUCGCGGGUCCCCCGGCAGCCGAAGUGGUCGGCCCAUUUCGAUGAGCGUACAUCACUCGUCGCCUCAGCUUGCCCCAACUUUGACCGUUGAUGCGCCGCAAUCACCUCCGCGGAGCUCCCAGCGAGAUCAGACACCAUCCCAUCAGGAGGACAAUCGCCCGUCUCGGAGCCCAACCCAUCGCCCGCGCCAGUCGAUGUCUCCAAUACCGGUGCCUCGACCCGAAACCCCCAAACUUGGCUCAUCCGUACCCGUGGGGGAUUCAAUCAACCGGCUUUCGCCCGGUGGGCUCGCCAUCACUGGACACGGUAGUCCGGCGGAUCGGAAAUCCAAGAGCGCUUCGUUGCCGCCACCGGCCAAUCGCGCAGACAAGCCCAAAAUCCCGGCGAAGCCAGCGAUGCUAUCCCACUCCGAUGCCAACUCAUUAGCCCCGCGAUCAGAACGAGAUCCCUCUGAAGAUGCCGCCGUAUCUCCCUUCAAUACCCCUCCUAGCAGCCCGGAAAAACCGACUACCAAGCCAGUGCAUACGGAAAGAGUUAUUCCCAAACCGCCACCACCCCGGUCCACGACUGAGCCACCGAAUAGGCGCUUGUUUGAGGACCGGUUACCAGCUCCUACUGCCCAUGCGAGACAAGAUGCUCGAGAAUUGGGAUUCUCCAGGGCUCGCCCUGUCCCGGAACCCUCGCGGGCUACUAAACCUUUGAUGGUACAAAUACCCUCAGCACCUUCGAAAUCUCCUGAGUCGGCGUCAACCGCGCCACCCAUGUCGACACAACGACUUCGAGCAAGCGACAGUCCUCACGAUCGCCCGGGGCUCCCCCCUCGGCCGGCGGGAGUCCCGCGCCGGGGCGGAUAUUCCCCGGUACGAGAUUCACCACAGCGCGUGAACAGUCCUGCGCAGAUGACGCCAGUCGCUAGGUCCGCGCCAUCCUUUCCUCAUACCAGCGAGACUCAAACAAAGCGGCAUAUUCAACGCCAGGAGUCAUGGUCCCGCGAGUCGCUACCUGAGCGUCGCAUUGCACGGACAGACACGGAAGAGGAAGAACAAACCGCUGAUGAGCCGCCUAUCUCCCGGACCGAUUAUCCGGAUGCAUCCCAGGCCAACCGACGGCCCCCAUUCUACAAAACCGGACCCAGAGAGAUCCUCACGAGGUACGAUACUCGCUUGCUUGACGUGUGUGGCAAGUACGCGUGCACAACUGGCUACUUGACACGAGCCUGGGAUCUCACUACCGGUGAACAAGUCAUGAGUCACAGUCACGGCGAAACCGUGAAGAGCUUGUGCCUUGCGUUUAAGCCCGGUAAAGGCCUCGAAGAUGAAGGCCAGCGCAUCUGGCUGGGAACUAGCAACGGAGAGCUACAGGAGAUCGACAUUGCAUCUCAAUCUGUUGUAGCCACGCGGUCGUAUCCUUCUCGGCGGGAGGUCAUCCAGAUUCUGCGCCACAAAAAAGAAAUGUGGACUUUGGAUGACGAAGGCCGUCUGCUGGUAUGGCUGCCGGAUGAGACCGGGACCCCCAAUCUGCAAUAUAGCUACCACAGCCCCCACGAACGAGUUGCCCGAGGCCAUACAUUCUCCAUGGUGGUAGGGGACAAGAUUUGGCUAGCUACGGGCAAAGAUGUUCAUGUUUAUCGCCCUAAUGCGCGCGAUGACAACUCGUUCAAAGUAUUUAAACGGCCACUUGGCUUGCAGCACUCGGGUGACGUAACGUCUGGAGCUUACACCACCCGAGAUGGUGGCCGAGUAUAUUUGGGGCAUGCAGACGGCAAGGUGACCGUCUACUCGUCGACUGACUACACGUGCUUGGCCGUGGUCAAUGUCAGCGUCUACAAGAUCAAUUGUCUCGGGUUUGUAGGUGAUUAUUUGUGGGCUGGAUACAAGACAGGCAUGAUUUAUGUCUACGAUGUCAACACCAACCCCUGGACUGUGAAGAAGGACUGGCACGCCCAUGAUAGCCCUGUCUGCGGAUUCGUGCUGGACACGAGCAGCGUGUGGACCAUGAACCGCCUGCAAGUGACUUCCCUUGGUACGGACAACUGCAUCCGCCUCUGGGAUGGUAUGCUGGAAGAUGACUGGCUGGAUGCUCGAAUGCAGGACAAAGAUGUCGAAUUCUGCACCUUCCGUGAAAUCCGGACUGUCAUUGUAACGUGGAACGCGGGUGCUUCCACUCCUGGUAGUGUUCGCACGUCGGAUUUCAUCCGAGAUGCUGUCAACCCAGAGGAUCCACCAGAGAUUGUGGUCUUUGGAUUCCAAGAGCUUGUUGACCUUGAGAAUAAGAAGAUCACAGCCAAGAGCUUACUCCUCGGGAGCAAGAAGAAGGAAAAUGGCGAGAAGGAACACAUGAGUCGCCAGUACCGAGUAUGGAUCGACCAUUUGACUCGCACUCUUCAUGAAUGCAUGCCUCUCGAGGAAAGCUAUGUUCUGUUACAUUCCGCGAACAUGAUUGGUCUGUUCACCUGUGUCUUCGUCAAGCACAAGGAACGCCACAAUAUUAGGAGCCUCAGUGCAUCGGAGAUCAAGCGGGGGAUGGGAGGGUUGCACGGGAACAAAGGUGCCCUGGUUCUUCGGUUUGUGCUCGAUGAUAGCUCUAUGUGUUUUGUGAACUGCCAUCUGGCAGCCGGCCAGACACAGACCGCGAAUCGCAACAACGACAUCGCUGCUAUUCUCGAGGCGGAAUCCCUGCCCGCGGAGAAUAGCCUCACGGUGCGGUCCGACCAGUAUGCCAGUGGCGGUGAUGGAACGAUGAUUAUGGACCACGAAGUAUGCAUCCUGAACGGAGACCUCAACUACCGCAUCGACGCAAUCCCUCGCCAUGUCAUUAUUGAUGCAAUCCGUCAAAAUAACCUCCCCAAGCUCCUCGAGCGUGAUCAGCUGCUCGCCUCGCGCCGGAAGAACCCCGGCUUCCGAUUGCGGAGCUUCACUGAAGCUCCCAUCGCGUUCGCACCGACUUAUAAGUACGAUGUCGGCACCGCCCAGUACGACUCCAGCGAUAAGAAGCGGUCUCCUGCCUGGUGUGACCGCGUCCUAUACCGUGGCCUUGGCCGCGUCAAGCAGCUCGACUACCGGCGGCAUGAGGUUUUCGCCUCCGACCACCGGCCGGUGAGUGCAUCCUUUAAGGUCCGCGUCAAAACAGUGCUGCCGCAGGAACGGGCCACGACAUGGGAUGCCUGCCAGCAGGAUUUCCAGAACGAGAAACGCCGGCUGGCCUCCGACGCUAGUAUCGAGUAUCUCAUCACGGUCCUCGGCACAGAUCCCCGCCAAGCCCGGACAUUGAUCUUGGGCAAGGGGCAAUAA
Penicillium alfredii is the source of this 3591-nucleotide messenger RNA. RefSeq names its product putative inositol polyphosphate phosphatase. The coding region runs from base 1 to 3591 and encodes 1196 amino acids. The record is from RefSeq and is a predicted model, not a curated record. Gene Ontology annotation, biological process: phosphatidylinositol dephosphorylation. NCBI's taxonomy places the organism in Eukaryota, Fungi, Ascomycota, Eurotiomycetes, Eurotiales, Aspergillaceae. Gene Ontology annotation, molecular function: phosphatidylinositol-4,5-bisphosphate 5-phosphatase activity; protein binding. The transcript is spliced from 5 exons.